Anguilla anguilla (European eel) is the source of this 3246-nucleotide messenger RNA. It is a transcript of the gene arhgap22b, whose product is annotated as rho GTPase-activating protein 22. Gene Ontology annotation, biological process: activation of GTPase activity; signal transduction. The transcript is spliced from 10 exons. Gene Ontology annotation, molecular function: GTPase activator activity. NCBI's taxonomy places the organism in Eukaryota, Metazoa, Chordata, Actinopteri, Anguilliformes, Anguillidae. The coding region runs from base 639 to 2777 and encodes 712 amino acids. The record is from RefSeq and is a predicted model, not a curated record. Gene Ontology annotation, cellular component: focal adhesion.
GGAAAAGAAAAGGAGCGGAGAGAUUAAGAGAGAUGGAAAGUAAGAUUGGAGUGGAAGGUGGGGCAGGGAAAAGAGAGUGGGAGAGAGUAAAAGAGAGAAUGAUGAGGAAGCAGAUGGAAGGAGCAUAGAGAGAGGUAAAGAGAAACAUGGUGCAUAGCUAAUUACGAGGGAGGGAGGAGGAAUCCCACCCUUACCCUGCUGUUUCAGCUCUGCUGAACCAUUGACAGUAAUCACCCAGCCCCUAAAUGGCUGGUGUGGGGUGGAAUUAAUUCCGCCGUGGCUGUGUGUGUGUGUGCGUGUGUGUGUGUGUGCAUUAGUGUGUCCACGUCCACGCGUAUGUGUGUGCAGAUGAAUAAUGCAGCAGGGUGGUAGUGAGCACGUGCGAGGCAGCCCUCUCUCGGGGCUCCUGGGAUGGGAGUGGGCGGAGCCAGCGCAGGGCGGUGCUGCCCGGAGCAGAGGGCUGGUGGGAUGUUAGCGAGAGGAGAGGAGAGGAGAGGAGAGAAGAGGAGGGAGAGGACCGGAUAGUGGGGUGAGGCAGGAGACAGGGGGGACAGGGCAGACAGGAUGAGGUGCAACAGGGUGGUACGGCAGACGCGCUGACAGACAGGAAUGCCUAGCGGACACGGCGCAGCCCAACCAUGACAGCCAUGCUGAGCCCCAAAAUCAGACAGACCAGGAGAGCCAGGUCGAAGAGCAUGGUGAUGGGAGAGAUGUCCCAGGGCUCUGGCCGCCCCUGCUCCCCCGCCCUCCAGGGGGGAGCGCUCAAGGCCGGCUGGCUCAAGAAGCAGCGGAGCAUCAUGAGGAACUGGCAGCUCCGCUGGUUCGUCCUGCGAUCCGACCAGCUCUACUUCUACAAGGACGAGGAGGAGACCAAGCCGCAGGGAUGCAUCCCCCUUCAUGGCAGCCAGGUGAACGAACUGACUGCCAAUCCAGAAGAGCCAGGACGUCACCUCUUUGAGAUAGUUCCAGGUGGGGUUGGGGAGAAGGACCGAGCGGCCAUCAGUCAUGAAGCCUUCCUGCUCAUGGCUAACUCUCAGACCGACAUGGACGACUGGGUCAAAGCCAUUCGUCGUGUCAUCUGGUCUCCCUUCGGAGGAGGGAUAUUCGGCCAGCGGCUGGAGGACACUGUACAGUACGAGAAGAAGUUUGGCCACCGGCUGGCUCCACUGCUGGUGGAACAGUGCGUGGACUUCAUAAGGGAACAGGGUCUGAAUGAAGAGGGCCUCUUUCGGAUGCCCGGACAGGCCAACCUCGUUAAAGAGCUACAGGACGCCUUUGAUUGCGGGGACAAACCUCUUUUUGACAGCAACACAGAUGUCCACACGGUGGCGUCCCUCCUGAAGCUGUACCUCCGCGAGCUUCCGGAGCCGGUCGUCCCCUUCGCCAAGUACCAGGACUUUCUCACCUGUGCUCAGCUGCUUGGCAAGGAUGAGGAAGAGGGAAUGCAGGAGCUGACAAAACAAGUGAAAACUCUUCCUCAGGCCAAUUAUAACCUUCUGAAAUACAUAUGCAAAUUCCUUGAUGAAGUUCAAUCUCAUGCAAAUGAAAAUAAAAUGAGCGUCCAGAACUUAGCCACAGUGUUUGGACCAAAUAUCCUACGUCCUAAAAUGGAGGACCCUGUGACCAUUAUGGAAGGAACAUCUAUGGUGCAGCACCUUAUGACUGUCCUGAUCAGUGAACAUACCCGGCUGUUUGUUUGCCGGGACAGGGAGGACCCAGUGGUACAGCUGGAGGUCAGGGCACAGGGUCAGCACAGCACAGUGGGGUGGAUCUCUGAAGAGGACCUCCACGGAUACCCUAUGACAGAGAGGGGCGCCAACUCGGCCGAUGACCUGAAUGGAAGCUCCUCCUCUUUGGAUAUUGUUGCCUCCAGGCUGGUUCCUCAGGGCAAAGGGGAGGGGGAAUCAGAGGGGUCCAGCCCAGCAGUGGGAACAGGGGUGGUCAGCCCCAGCAAGCAGGUGAAGUCUCUCCCCACCUGGAAAUACUCCUUCAAGGGCUCGGGCUCACGUCCCAACCCAGCUAAAGUGGGACUGGGUGGCUCCUCCGUGGACGUCUCCAGCCUGUCGGGGGGAAACUGGCUGUUGAAUGGACUGUCCUCCUUGAGGGGACACCGCCGUACCUCCUCAGGGGAGCGGGUCAGAGACUCAGGGUCAUCCCAGAGACUGUCCACUUACGACAAUGUGACCUCAUCCAGCCUGAGCGUGCCCAGUGUGGCCAGCGCCCCCUGGUCCACCUCCUCCUGUGACAUCUCCGUGCCGGAUUCGACCAGCGAACUCUCGGGUUCCUCGGACUGCGGGAAGGGGGAGUGGCCGGAGUCCGAGGGGGAUCGGGGCGGAGCCGAAGAGAGGGCAUCGGAGACAGGGGACAGUAGCGAGGCAGGGCUGGAGCUCCGUGUCCCCUGUGGAGGACACAGCGAGUGCAGGGACGUGACCUCCGACCCUGCCAUGCCUCAUGCCACUGACGAUGGCCACUCAAAAGCACUUACCGAACUGGUGGAGGAACUGAGGGAAGAGCUGAGGAUGCAGAAGCUAACCUACGAGACCCGGAUUAGAAAGCUGGAGGAGUCAAGUGCAGCCCUGUGUGUCCAGAUGGAGAAGCUGGAGCACGAGAUGGACCAGGAGAGGAAGAAGCAGAGGAUGCUGGAGAUCAAGCUGCGGAACUCGGAGCGCGCUCGGGAGGACGCGGAGAACCGGAACCGCGUCCUGCAGGAGGAGAUGGAGCAGUUCUUCUCCACACUGGGGGACCUGACUCUGGGUGCACGGACCAGCAACAUAUGAAAUCCACACUGACAAAAAUGCCCUUACAAAAAAGUUGUACAUGUAAAAGACAGUAGAAUUAAUUUUUAUUUAAUUGUUGCCAAUUUAAUAUAUGUAAUGUGAGUAUAUACAUAUAUUGUGGAAUAAAUGACAAAAGAAUAUGCAUUGUAAGUUCUGUUCUACAGAAUAUGUUUUGUAUUGCAAAUAGGAAAUUGGCAAUGUUUUAUAUUCAACCUUAUGGCCUGGUGUAUAUAUAUAUAUAUAUAUAUAUAUAUAUAUAUAUAUAUAUAUACGGUGAGUGUCAUAAUGUUUGGGACAAAGACAUAUUUCUUCAUGGUUUGGCAUUGCACUCCACAAUGGUGUCUGAAAUGGGGGACUGUGUAUAAAAAGUGCUGUCAUUUCUACAUGGUGAAACAAAAUGUUUAAAAAUACCCUUUAAUAAAAGCUGAGAAUCUGCGCAUUUAUACAUGCUAAUUGUUUGAUUACAAAU